Messenger RNA from Strongylocentrotus purpuratus (purple sea urchin), 1566 nucleotides. RefSeq names its product pyrroline-5-carboxylate reductase 3. NCBI's taxonomy places the organism in Eukaryota, Metazoa, Echinodermata, Echinoidea, Camarodonta, Strongylocentrotidae. Gene Ontology annotation, biological process: L-proline biosynthetic process. Gene Ontology annotation, molecular function: pyrroline-5-carboxylate reductase activity. The transcript is spliced from 6 exons. Bases 180 to 989 code for a protein of 269 amino acids. The record is from RefSeq and is a predicted model, not a curated record.
CUAGCUGCAUCACGGGUCAUCGGAGGCGCGCUGGCCUGGAUGCAUGAAUGAUAUUGGGCCUCGAUCACUUGCGCUAGCUAGAGGAGCGGCACGUGUAACCCAUACACACAGACACGACGUCGGACAGCAGACAGACAUCAUUCAUACAUAUCUACUAGCUUCUGACAAACUUUUCUGCCAUGGCUUUAGCAAAUCUCAAGAUAGGCUUCAUCGGGGCUGGAUCGAUGGCGCAGGGAAUGAUUGAUGGAUGGAUUCGUGCCAAUGUUGUGAAGCCCAGCCAGAUGAUGGCCAGUGCACCAACUGACAGGAACCUCUCCAAACUGAGGGCAAAGGGCCUCUCCACGACACACGACAAUGCUGAGGUGGUCAGGUCUUGUUCUGUCGUUGUGAUAGCCUGCAAGCCAUAUCAAUGCAAGGACGUUCUACCCGCUUUACCUUUUGGUCCACAGCAUCUCGUUCUCUCGGUCGUAGCCGGCCUGAGGUGCCCCAUGCAUGAAGCCUUCCUGACUCCAGGUACACGGUUUGUGCGCACCAUGCCCAACGUGGCAAUCGCUGUCUGCGAAGGCAACAUAUCAGGGGUCAGAGGCGCCCAUGCCACCGAUGAAGAUAUGGUGGUUGUGGGUAAACUGAUGAAUCCUAUAUCUAACUACGAGGUGAUGUCCGACCCACAGCUUGAUAUCAUGUCUUCAACGGCUGGCACAGGAGUGGCCUGGGCCGCCAUGGUGAUGGAAGCUCUUGCUGAUGGAGCUGUCAAUAUGGGGCUCCCUCGCUCUAUGGCCAUGAAAGCAGCUGCUAUCACACUAGUGGGUACUGGCAAGCUGUACCUGGAGACGGGCAAGCACCCUGGAGAAAUCAAGGACUCUGUGUGCUCACCCGGCGGAUCAACCAUCAGGGGUGUGCACGCAUUAGAGAAGAGCGGCGUGAGGGCAGCCAUGAUGAAUGCAGUCGAGGCAGCCCACACACAUGUCCUCUCCAUGUCUAAGAUGUGAAGGGGUGUCACUCCUAUCGCCACAGCGGGCAUCUCGUCGGCAUGUAAGAGUCAUGAAGAGUGGUAUUGAUUACAUGAGGUGGUUCUCCAUUAAUUUGAUCAGAAAUGGGAAUCUUGAUUUGUUUUGAAGGUACUAUUUUUUAUCAUAUUGAUUUACUUGGCAUGAAAUCUUUUCAUCGUAUAAAGGAAAUACUGUCUCCAAGAAAAGAAGGAAGUGAAACUUUUUUUUAAGGUGAACGGUUCAAGGUGCGUAUCUGCAUCUAUGAUCAUGCCAAUUUUCAGGGGAAUACUUUUUAUGUGCUUUUCCACAAUAGAAAACUAAGGUAUAAUAAGAAAUGACAAAAAAAGGUUUUUACUUCAUUAAAUGGUAAUGAUUUUUUUUUUUUUUCCUAAAAAGAAGUUGAGCAUUAAGUUUAAGCAUUAUUCCAUCAAGGUUCGACUGUAUAGGAUAUAGAUAUAUUUGUUUAAAGAUUACUUGGAGGUCAUUUAUGAAUGUAUAUCGAUUCAAACAGUUUAGAUUUCAUGCUACAUGACUGGCUGAUUAUGUGUCCUUACAAUGAAUGAUACACCCACAUUCA